UUAUUUUAAAAUUUAAAAGCACAUAGAUGGCUUUCCACUGGUAUGUAUAAAGAGAGUAUUGAUUCUGGUUGGUUCAGCUGAGACGGAGACGAUGGAAAUUACGACUGCGAUAUGGAAACAAAUUGAGGAAUCAGAGAGCUACCUUGUUUGUGCUAUGUACGAAGACGCCGCAUCAUUAGCUUCCUCUAUUUUGGAACGCUUGCGUGAUGCCCAUGAUAGAGGCCUUGAAACUCAAGAUAUGUUGGAAUCAUCUGCCAUGGUGCUGCUUCAGGCAUUCAACCUUCUUGGCAGGACACCCGAGAUUCUUAAUCAACUCAGACUAUACUUCAUUUCAGUUAAAGCUAUUCCUCCCCUCGUUCUUCUUACUGGAGCUUGUUUUCAAAUAGCACAAGGUUCUACGCUUGGCGUUCAAGAAUUUCUUGAGGAGUUUCUUAAUGGAUGGAGUCUUGAAGAAGCACAAUAUUGUGCUGUCAUUACCGAGACAAAUGUAGAGGGUGCAAGGAGAGAUGUAAGGCGCUUUGUUCUUGGAACUGAUGAAUAUUUGCAAGUUGUUGAGGUCUAUACUUUCGCGCUUCUUGCAACAGUUUUGAAAGAUGUAGAUCUUGCAAUUUCCUGGGUUGAGAAUGCUUCAUUGCCCGAGGAAAAUCGACAGGGACUUCUGAGAAGGUUACACUCCAUGCAUUCUCGUAAAAGUAGCAUUUUGUCUCAAAUUUCCUCUCCGCAUUCACCCACAAAUGGCAAUGAAGCUUAUUCUUUUAAAGAACAAAAUGUGUCUGAAGGAUUACUGAAAUCCUUGAAAAGCAAACAUGUAGACAAUGAAAAGAAUAGGUCCAAAGAACCUGUUCCAAAACUGUCUGAACGAAUAAAAGCAUGUUUCUGGUGCUUCCGUGCUAUCAAUUUGAAGAUUGGCUCUGCUAAGUUUGUCAUAACUAGUGGGAAGAUUCUGCUUGGUUGUUUGAUCGUGUUCAUCUAUUAUGUUUUCAGAAAGAAGCAAGCUAGAUUACAAAGGAUUGCAAAAAGACAGGUGAUCGCCGUGAAGAGGGCUUUGGUAGAUUUGUGGCAGCUUGCGUUUUCGUACCAAGUAAAUCCUCUGGUUCAACCACUGUCUGCUGCAGCACGUCAAGGUCAGUGAUGCCAUGAUGGAAUUGUUGACCAAGCAUGUCCUUAUUCAGGAGCCUGUCACAACUAAUCCUCAGUGUAACACCACCUACCCGUGCAAGCUUUCUUUAAUUUCUCAUGCUAUUGCAUGAAGUGUGACAGGGUAGUAUUAUGCCAGAAAAAAUUGAACUACUGUAUAUAAUUUUAUUAAAUGUCAAGAUGUGUUGGUGUAAUUUGUCCAAAAAAUUUUUAGGUCAUGUGAAAGGUGCACAUGAAUUCAUGUAUUUUUUUUUUCUGUACUAGGAAUGGUUGAGAUUGAGAUAUUGUCAUAGAAAAUUGUUAAACAGAGAUAACAUAUCCAUUGCAGAAUGCAAUUGUGGUGGUCAACUAGUUAUUAUUGCAACAGAA
This is a messenger RNA of Cajanus cajan (pigeon pea), 1506 nucleotides long. It is a transcript of the gene APEM9, whose product is annotated as 3-phosphoinositide-dependent protein kinase-1. Gene Ontology annotation, biological process: peroxisomal membrane transport. The record is from RefSeq and is a predicted model, not a curated record. NCBI's taxonomy places the organism in Eukaryota, Viridiplantae, Streptophyta, Magnoliopsida, Fabales, Fabaceae.